AUGAAUCUCCAAAUCUCCAGACAGUUGGUUGCGGGGUGGAUUUUGACCCUAAUACUCAUAUUAUCAACCUAUUGGAUCGAAAACAUUCCUCCAAAGUAUACCGAGUUUUUUGAAGGGGAUUUGGCUUUAUCGUACUCUGUUCACGAUACAGUGCCAUACAAAUACGUGAUUAUUUAUUGUUACGUUGUUCCCACCAUUCUUUUAUGCUUGUUUGUCAUAGUGUGUCGUCCGAAAGAUGCUUCCGUCUGGGUUCAUGAUAUCCUCUAUCUUGCCUCCCGUUCCUAUGCAGUCAGCGAGAUUUUUAUCGUCACGUUGAAGAACUUCAUCGGCAGACCUCGUCCUUGCUUCUUUGAGUUAUGCCAGUACGAAAAGGUCGAGACGGUGCUCUCUUCCGGAGAGAUAGUUCGCACUUUCGGUACCUUUGGUGUAUUGGGAAAUGUAACAAAGUGCCAUGGGACACAACAUGACAUUUUCAACGCCUUUCGGUCCUUUCCUUCGGGUCACUCUGCGACUGCAGCCAACGCAUUCGUGACGCUCACUCUUUUAUUUUUCCGGUUUGUGGACAGUCAUUUCGCAUGGAAACAGUAUUCCACUCGGAUUCUGAAAGUGGUCAUUCUCCUGCCGUUUGUUGUUUGGUGCAGUUUCAUUUUCGGAAGUCGCAUCUUUGAUUAUCGACAUCGUCCGGAAGAUGUGAUUGGUGGCAUUGUUUUUGGAACGCUGGCCUCUAUUUUGGUUUCUCUGGUGUUUUAUCCGUGCUUUUCGACAACAAAGAGAAUAAUGGACACUCGAUCAAAGGGAAAGAACGCUUCGUUUUUGUGUAGUAUGUUUUAUGAUGAUGUUGCGGAGAGUUUAAUCAAUGUUUACACGCCAGUUUCCAAGCCUGAGUCUGUAAUCGUGUAA
Blastocystis hominis is the source of this 900-nucleotide messenger RNA. RefSeq lists its product as hypothetical. Gene Ontology annotation, molecular function: phosphatidate phosphatase activity. Bases 1 to 900 code for a protein of 299 amino acids. The record is from RefSeq and is a predicted model, not a curated record. NCBI's taxonomy places the organism in Eukaryota, Bigyra, Opalinata, Blastocystidae. Gene Ontology annotation, biological process: phospholipid metabolic process. The transcript is spliced from 5 exons.